AAACAGUUGUAUGUGUUUGAGUGAGAUACGAGGUGAUGAACUCGAGAGAUAUAGCUCUGUUUUCCGCCGCAGCAGUGUUAGGUGCGGUGUCCUCCGCCGUCGCCUUCACCCACUUCUUCAACUCCAGAGAGCCCAAAAACAGCUGCUCCCCCCAAAACGGUGUCGUAAAGAAGAAACCCUCUCGGCAGAACCCCUUCGACCCAGCAAAACGAAACGGUAUUUGCGUUGCAGGUAUCUGUCUUGGGAUGACUAUUUUAUGGCCAUUGCAUUUCUAUCAGCUGAGAGGUCCAAGGAUCCAAAUCGACAGGUCGGUGCUUGUUUGGUGAGCGAGAAGGGAAUCAUACUAGGUAUUGGCUACAAUGGGUUUCCACGUGGUUGCUCAGAUGACAAGCUACCAUGGUCUAAGAAAUCCAAGAGUGGGGAUCCCCUGGAGACGAAGUACCCUUAUGUAUGCCAUGCUGAAGUCAAUGCUAUCUUAAACAGAAAUCAUGCAUCUGCUGCAGGGCAAAGGCUUUACGUGACCAUGUUUCCUUGCAACGAAUGUGCAAAGAUUAUUAUUCAGUCAGGUGUUUCAGAAGUUAUCUACUAUGUGGAAAAGCAUCUGGAUAACCCGGAUGUUGCUUAUGUUGCUUCUCACAAGCUUCUAUCUAUGGCAGACAUAAAAGUGAGGAGACAUCAGCCUCAGAUGGAUCAGAUCUUGAUCAAUUUCUAUGAAUUAUAGGAACUUGUAGUUUAUCAAUAUGACUUCCUUGCAUCUGCUGUAAAUGAGUACCUUGGGAAAACUCAUAGAGAAGAGUGGAAGGCUUAACGCCGAGAGCAAGAUGAGCUCCACAUGUUUAAGAUUUCAUGAUGUUUGCUUGCCUUGAAAUCAAAGUUUGGUGGCUUUUAUGGUGGUGUAUUGGAGUUUUACAGCAGUGAUAUCGACCGAUGAUGUAUACAAAUAGAUGUGCUUUGUUGUGUCAUGUGUUUGUGAAGAUCAUGCAACUUCAGCUUCGUCAAGUUUUUUGCAGUUUGUGAAGAGAGUUUUUUUUACCUUCAGUUAUAGCAGCAGUAGUUACUUACAUAAGCCAUUGCUGCUCUAUCCACAUGAAGAUAUGUAUGGUGUUAGUAUAGUUAUGCAAUAUUUAAAAUUUAUGGGA
Messenger RNA from Salvia hispanica, 1139 nucleotides. RefSeq names its product Cytidine/deoxycytidylate deaminase family protein. The record is from RefSeq and is a predicted model, not a curated record. Lineage: Eukaryota; Viridiplantae; Streptophyta; Magnoliopsida; Lamiales; Lamiaceae. Gene Ontology annotation, cellular component: cytoplasm. Gene Ontology annotation, molecular function: zinc ion binding; dCMP deaminase activity.